This is a messenger RNA of Hippoglossus stenolepis (Pacific halibut), 4873 nucleotides long. RefSeq names its product copine Va (gene cpne5a). The transcript is spliced from 21 exons. NCBI's taxonomy places the organism in Eukaryota, Metazoa, Chordata, Actinopteri, Pleuronectiformes, Pleuronectidae. Gene Ontology annotation, cellular component: plasma membrane. Bases 199 to 2091 code for a protein of 630 amino acids. Gene Ontology annotation, molecular function: calcium-dependent phospholipid binding. Gene Ontology annotation, biological process: cellular response to calcium ion. The record is from RefSeq and is a predicted model, not a curated record.
GUCGCAGCCCAGCAUGCAGGAGAAUGCAGACAGGAGGGGUGGAGUUCCCAGCGCUUACUUUUCCAGCGCUCCUCUGGCUGAAGAGCUCAGUCUUUGCCUGGGAAACAGCGGAGUUGGCGCUGAUGCGUCCUGGCAUGUGAUCCCACCUCAGUCAGAUCAGUCUCCUCGGCGCUGCAGCUUCCCCACAUGUAACUUUCCAUGCAGUUGUUGCCCGUCCAAUGGACAGCACCUAGGAGCUUCGCCUGGACCGUAUCCGCUCCUGCUCGCCCGUGCGCCGCGCCGCGCCGAACCUCUCCACCGCCGGGCUCUCCAGGUUCAGAGGGACUCGCUCGGGUCGGGGGUUGCUGUUGGCCCGGGUCUCCCGCACACAUGGAGGGGGACGUUAUGGACAAAGUGGAGGCCACGGCGACGGUCCAUGACUUCGACCCCAUCAGUGGGAGCAUCCCGGCCACCAAAGUGGAGAUCACCGUGUCCUGCAGGAACCUCUUGGACCGAGACACUUUCACCAAGUCCGACCCAUUGGUUGUGUUGUACACCCAGGGCGUGGAGACCAAGCAGUGGAGGGAGUUUGGCAGAACGGAGGUGAUAGACAACACCCUCAACCCGGACUUUGUCAGGAAGUACAUCCUGGACUACUUCUUUGAGGAGAAGCAGAACCUGCGCUUUGAUGUGUACGAUAUUGACUCUAAAAGUCCAGAUCUGGCGAAGCAUCCGACCGACUUUAACGACUUCCUGGGACAGGUGCACUGUACACUGGGAGAGAUUGUGGGCUCACCUGCCAGUCGCCUGGAGAAGCCUCUGGGUGGCAUACCGGGGAAGAAAUGUGGGACCAUUGUCUUGUCGGCCGAGGAGCUGGGAAACUGCAGAGAUUACUCCACCAUGCAAUUCUGUGCCAACAAACUGGAUAAAAAGGACUUCUUUGGAAAAUCGGACCCCUUCAUGGUCUUCUACAGAAGCAACGAGGACGGCACGUUCACCAUCUGCCACAAGACCGAGGUGAUGAAGAACACGCUGAACCCUGUGUGGCAGCCCUUCUCCAUCCCCGUCAGAGCGCUCUGCAAUGGAGACUACAACAGGACGAUCAAAGUGGAAGUGUAUGACUGGGACAGAGAUGGGAGCCACGACUUCAUCGGUGAAUUAACCACCAGCUACAAAGAGCUGUGUCGAGGUCAGAGCCAGUUAAAUGUCUAUGAGGUGAUGAAUGCCAAGAAGAAAAUAAAGAAAAAGAGAUACAUCAACUCUGGGACGGUGUCCUUGUUGUCGUUCAGCGUGGAGUCGGAGCACACCUUCCUGGAUUACAUUAAAGGAGGGACUCAGAUUCACUUCACAGUGGCCAUUGAUUUCACUGCAUCAAAUGGAAAUCCAUCCCAGUCCACUUCCCUGCACUACAUGAACCCAUACCAGAUGAAUGCCUAUGCCAUGGCCCUGAAGGCCGUGGGAGAGAUCAUCCAGGACUAUGACAGUGAUAAGAUGUUCCCCGCCUUGGGAUUCGGUGCUAAGCUGCCCCCCGAUGGGAGGGUCUCCCACGAGUUCCCUCUGAACGGCAACAUAGAGAACCCAUACUGUAACGGCAUGGAGGGGAUUCUUGACGCUUACCACCAAAGCCUUAAGACGGUUCAGCUGUACGGACCCACCAACUUCGCCCCCGUUGUCAAUCAUGUGGCCAGCUACGCAGCAGCAGUUCAAGAUGGAUCUCAGUACUUUGUUCUGCUCAUCAUCACUGACGGCGUCAUAUCAGACAUGGCGCAGACCAAGGAGGCCAUAGUGAAUGCAGCUAAACUCCCCAUGUCUAUCAUCAUUGUCGGAGUCGGUCAAGCGGAGUUUGAUGCCAUGGUGGAGCUGGACGGUGACGACAUCAGGAUCUCCUCACGAGGGAAGUUAGCAGAAAGAGACAUUGUACAGUUUGUCCCGUUCAGAGACUACAUGGACCGCACAGGCAACCAUGUGCUGAGCAUGGCGAGGUUGGCUAAAGACGUGCUGGCUGAGAUCCCCGACCAGCUCAUCUCCUACAUGAAGAGCAGAGGCAUCAAACCCAACACCGUCCCACCAGUUUACCCCCCCGACGACAACUCCCAGACAAACCCUGUCUGAGCCCCCCCCACACACACACACUUUACAGUAGUGUAGCUGGGGUAGGGUGUGAUCGGGAUCGAUUGGAACCCGCCUCCAACAACAACCGUCCUUUUAAGGGGGAAGAUGGAAAUGCUUUCCGAGGCCCUUUCGUAGAUAUUGAAACAGCUAAACAAAAAACGCGAUGAGACUCCAUUUUGAUCUGGAGCAAUGAGAGUGUUCUGGGGGGAGCCGGCUGAUGAUUGGGGAGGUUUCGCUCCUCUCUCAGUGCUUGAGGAUGAGAGCGCUGAGGGGAGCCCGGUGGAAAAAAAGGAGGUUUUAGUCGUUUGCUGUCAAACCUGUCAAAGUGGUGAUGUAAUGGAUAGCAAGUAAACCCGUAGAGAGGGCCUGUUUGAAGGCAUAAAUAUAUUAGAAUGUGCCAGUGUGUAUCAUGUUUGUGAUACCUUUUGGAGUUGAUGUGUGUGAAACUAGGAGAUUGUGUGUGUACUAAUGAAUUUAUUUAUUUAUUUAUUUAUUGCAGAAAUAAUUUAUUCCUUUGGGGGUUUGAAGGGCGGGCAUUAGAGUCGUAUUUCCCUCGUCGUUUUCCAUCAAAAAAACCCAACCCAUUUCUACUUUGAUAAAGACUGUAAUAUAAAAGCAUGAGAUGAAACCUAUUCAGCAGUUUAUGGACCAUUUUCACUGAUGGAUGAUUUUUGAUUGCAAGCUGUAAUGUAGAGGACCCGCUGUGAGCUGCUGCCACACUAAUUUCCCAGCGCCAUGUCUUAUAUGUAUUUCUAAUGUUUAUACAAACAGAAUGCACUAGUUACUGUCCAAAUGAAAAGCACAAAGGUUGUAAUGGUAAUAAGCUGAUAAAACCACUAUUUUAGCAGCUACCACAAUGAAAAUAAUGGAAAGGACCCCACGUUGAGUUUUCAAUGCAGCUUUCACAUAGUCUUCCACUAUCAUUUUAACGCAUUUUAAAGUAUAUUCAUAAUAACACUAUUAUACAGAUGUAUUUAGAUGAACUCAUAUUUAUCCCAGAAAAGUAUUUUUACAGAAAAUUUGAUGCAUAAUUCAGAGCACUCACUUUCUCUCCUUGUUAGUGUGCACAGUCUUAAAUUACACAGCUUAAGUCAUGCUGCCCGAUCUCAUUUGUUACAUCUCUAUUUGUGUUUCUUUCCAUUAUAUUUGUUGUGGUUUAUUGUCUGGGAUUUUGCUCGGCAUUUUCAAAAGACCCCACAAACAAACUUUUGAAAGACUGAUAUCAACUAAUACCCACUUUCCUCCCCCGUUAAACUGGUUUGUUUAGCCAGAAUGAAAACUGAUCAAUCACAUAUCUCGCCACAAAGUUUGAGAUAUUCGGGCGUUGAAUGUUUUUUUUAAUUGGAUCUAAAGUGAUUGCACAAAAACAAGAACAGUCACGAGUCCAUCUUUUGUGAUUCAGUCGGCGUCUCACGUUUUCGAAUUAACUUUGAAUGUUCCCAGAUAAUAUUCUUUUACACUAAUGCUCACAAGCCCAUUUAAUAGCAAAACACUGGGAUACCAUUUCAAUACCUACGACACAAUGUCACUGUUUUAUUUUACGACUUAAUUCAAGUCGAUAUUUUUACGUUUGUUCACUGAAUUUCUUUUAACUGACUGUACCUAAAUAUUUUCAAGACAGUUACAUCCAUUGUGUACGUGUCUGUUAUCUCUAAUGGCCAUUAUAUUCACUAAUAUCUGUCACUCAAUAACUCGAUCCAAAUGUGCCUAUUAUAUGGAAACAUAUCCAAAUUCACUGACCCAGGUGUUAUUCUGCCGGCAGCAGCAGGUCUCAUGUUCAAGAUGUGCACACAGAAAAUGUCAGCGACAAUAAAACUGUUGCGAAAUUAAGACGAUUACAGCCUCAGUGACUGACACACACUGUCUCCACCAGUGUCGUGGGCUUUUUGUAUUUACAGCUCUUCGCUAAUGAUCUUUGAAGUGAUGAAAAUUAACAGUGUCGCUGAGCCUUGUACAAUAUUCAAAGUCAAGACUUGUUUACAAUUGAACUGUGGCUAUUUACAUUGCCUCGAGGAGAAAGUAAACAUUCAUGGAAAGAAACGAGUUUAUUUUUGAUUCGUUGGGUUUAUUCCGUUUUUACAGACCUAUAAAGAGUUUUCUUGAAUGAUGCUGGAGAACUAAGGUUUACAAAGAUUUGUUCUCUGAGAACGUGGAGCUCUUACAUAUACGUUUUUCUCACUGCUGUUGUACUUUUGUGUUUAUGUAAUUCAUGUUGCUUUAUGAGCUUCGUGAGCCAUUUCACAUCCUCUGACUGCUUUACACUCCGGUGGCAGUGAACUUCUCUGUCACAGGCCCGGCUCCAUAUUUCUUCCUUUUUAAUUGUUUUUAAUUUUUUAUUACUGAUGACAUUUCCCCCCUCAAAAGACAAAGCAGCGUUUAAUCUGCUGCCAAAUGAGGCCGUUAAGUUUCGUGACACGACACUCAUAAAUACCAGUAUACCUCUAUGGAAAGCCAUUCAAGCCAAAAAUAAAUAAUUAUUAUACUUUUAAUAUGUUUGUAAUUAAAUAUAGUUAAAUAAUUAUUAUGAAUUAUACGAGCUUAAAUAUCAUUCAAAUAUAUAUAUGUGAUGUAUGUACUUCGCAAAAUUCUACUUUUCAAAGUGAUUUUAAUUAUUUUCACUUUUUGUUUUGUUUCAAGACAAUUAUAAGGUAUUCAUUACUCAGAAAAACCUGUUAAAGUUUAUCAUUCGGCAGGCGUGAUGCCCUUUAAGUCCGAGUCAGCGUGCAGCUCAUAAACUGAGUGAGAUUGCAAAUGACUGUGAGAAAAGAGGAAAUGAAACAUA